CUGCAGAGCAUCAAUCUGAGACUGCAGAGCUUCCUGCCUGAGAGUGCAGAGCAUCCUGCCUGGGACUGCAGAGCUUCCUGCCUGGGACUGCAGAGCAUCAAUCUGAGACUGCAGAGAUUCCUGCCUGGGACUGCAGAGCAUCCUGCCUGGGACUGCAGAGCAUCCUGCCUAGGACUGCAGAGCAUCCUGCCUGGGACUGCAGAGCAUCCUGCCUGGGACUGCAGAGCUUCCUGCCUGGGACUGCAGAGCAUCAAUCUGAGACUGCAGAGCUUCUUCCUGCCUGGGACUGCAGAGCAUCAAUCUGAGACUGCAGAGCAUCCUGCCUGGGGCUGCAGAGCAUCAAUCUGAGACUGCAGAGCAUCCUGCCUGAGACUGCAGAGGAUCAAUCUGAGAGUGCAGAGCAUCCAACCUGGGACUGCAGAGCAUCCAACCUGGGACUGCAGAGCAUCCAGCCUGAGAGUGCAGAGCAUCCAGCCUGAGAGUGCAGAGCCUCCUGCAGAGACAUGUAACACUUAGAGACUGCUCUACAUGUGACACUGGAUCCCCCACCACCAGCUGGAGACUGUAAUGAUGUAACACUGGCUGAGACCACUAUUCAUUGGGAUAAACAUGGAGAAUGUAAAAUCCGAGGGAGUAUACCAAAAAGAUCCAUAUACGAGAUGGAAGCUUCUGGUCAUCGGGAUUCUGCUUGUGUGGCUAAUGUUAGUCCACCUCCUGGUCAGUGUGUGGCUUCUUCUCCUUUUCUCUGCAGUAAUGGCUGCUGCCGGAGCCUGGCUUGGACCACAAUUUAUACUCGGCAGUGCUACUCCAAUUCACCUUGAAAGGUUUAUUUCCUUGGAGAGAAAUAGCCAGUCUCCAGAUGCCGAGGAGCAACUAGACAAAGAAAUUGGACUAACUAUACAGAAAAUCAUAAAGGACUUUGUCUCAUCCUGGUACCGGAGAUUAAGCCACGAGACAGCAUUUGAGGAAGAAGUUAGAACAGUUAUGUGGGAUCUGUCCAUGGAGCUGAAGAGAAGAUUGAGUCUUGCGGACCGGGAAGAACUAACACGAAAGUUGCUUAUUCUCGGCGGUUGCCAUCUGCAGUGUUAUAAAUGGGCCAAGGCACGGGUUGAAGGAAUUGAAAAUCCUUUAGAGAGGGAAUCAAGAUUAUGGGAUGCAUACCAGGAACUCAGCCCUGUCCACCGAGCUCUCUCCAGUCCUGGAAAGGAGGUCCACCAUGCUAGAUGGCUGGUGGAACUCUUUCUUAAGCAACUUGUUCAAAGUAAUCAGUUGUCGAGUCGUACUGGAAGGCACCUGGUUGUGGAACUUAUUGCCUGUAAUGUUGUAAUGCCUCUUGUGGGAAAAAUGUCAGAACCAGAUUGGAUCAAUAUGGUUGUGACCAAUGUUUUCUCUAAAGCUCCACUGAAAGUGGAUGAGGCGAAAAAUGAGCCACCUGUCCAGUUAGUAGUGCCAAAAUCUCUUCCCCUGGGAGUUAAUCAGGAAAUUACACCUCAACUUGUCUUGCCGUCGCCAAUGCCAUCAAACGUUUCCAGCUAUGAUGUUAUAGAUAGUGUGGAUGUGGACCAGGAAAGUGAGGGAGGAUCUAGAGACACAUUGAAUGGUAUAGAGGAGUUGACAUCAUGUAAGACUAAAUUAGACAUUUUCUCUGUGAAUUAUUUGCAGCCCCCAAAUUCAUCCAGCCCUUUUUUCCUUUGUGAUGAAUCUGAGCUUGAAUCUCCCCUCUCUGAUUUGGGACGAGAAUUGGACCCUCCCUUGUUGAAUUCCUCUGAUGACCUCCUUUCAGAUUGUUGCAUGGACUCAUUGACCCCAGCAGAGAGUCCUUCGGUGCCUCUACAUGAAGAGAGUGGAGGCAUAGUGGAAGAUGGAAGCUUGCUGCCUCAUGGAGGAAAUUCCAGCCAUCCAGAAAUUCUCCUGGAAUCCGUAGGACUCACUCCAGAAUGCACAAUGGCACCAAACGACAAGGAAGGACUGAGUCCUUUAGACGCUUCUCCCAUAAUUACAUCCUCCCCAAAUGCUCCUCUGCAUUCAUUUAGUUUUGUCCCUAUUAGCAGCCCUGAUGGGCCUGUGCUUAUCCAAAAUCUGCGUAUUACUGGAACAAUCACUGCCCGGGAGCACAGUGGCACCGGCUCGCACCCAUAUACAUUGUAUACAAUCAAGUACGAUACCGCACUGGAUAAUCAGGCCCUUGGAAGUCUGCAGCCUAUGGCAUACCACACGGUCAACAGACGCUACCGCGAAUUCCUCAACUUACAAACUCGUUUAGAGGAGAAGGCUGAGCUGCGCAAGUUUGUGAAACACAUUAAAGGCCCUAAGAAGUUUCUUCCAGAUUUGCCAUUUGGAAACAUGGAUAGUGAGAAGGUCGAAGCGCGGAAGAGUCUGCUGGAGUCUUUUCUAAAGCAACUCUGCGCAGUGCCUGAGAUUGCCAGUAGUGAGGAAGUGCAGGAGUUUCUGGCACUGAACACUGAUGCCCGUAUUGCUUUUGUUAAGAAGCCUUUUCUGGUGUCGAGAAUAGACAAGAUUGUGGUAAAUGCCAUAGUGGACACUCUGAAGACUGCGUUCCCUCGUUCUGAGCCACAGAGUCCCACCGAUGAUCUGAGCGAGAAUGAGGUAGACGGGAAACCUCAGAAUGACAACAAAAAGACAAAAUCGCGCCUUCGAUUCCCGUCCAGUAAGAUUGCUCCAGUUCUGAGCUCAGCUGACUUGCAGGAGAGAAUUGCGUACUCUUUACGAGAGACCAGUACGGUGUCUGAUGCCCUGUCAGUAAGAGGGAUGGAAUCAUUUAUUCAGAAGCAGGAUAUGCUGCUAAAAGAAAGUGCUUCAGCCUGCGAGAGAGCGUCCGUUCUUUAUAUGACAGAGGAGACAAUUCCUUCUUCUCUGCAGCCUCGUAGAACAGGUUUGGGCGCUGGGCUAUCGGCUGUGGCUCUUGAGGUGCUGUGGAUGGUCAUGCGGGAGCAGUGGAGCUGGCUGUGCACAGAUAACAUGCAGAAACUCACCAGCCUACUCUGUGGAAGCCUUAUUGAAAGGUGGCUGGAUGUUCAGGUUGCAAAUGUCACCUGCAUGCAGCGCUGGGCUCUGUACCUCCGUUUGCUGCAGCAAGCCAUCUGGCCCGGAGGAUCUCUUCGAACACAUCCCCGGCCAGUAAGGACUCCGGAGCAAAAAGACGCAGCUCACGCCCAGGCCUUGCAGAGCCUAAUGGGCAUUUUACCAGAUUUAGUUCAGGAGAUGCUUGGAACGCAGAAAUGUCGACAAGUUUGGCAGUCAGUGCUUGACUCUCUCCAACACCCUCAGAUCAACAGACAUCUUCUUUACUGCAUAUGGGACAUUCUACUGGAAAGCGUGUCUUUAGAUUCUCCCUCAGAGACAUGUGUCCAUUCCACUCCUUCUCCUUAUCUUGAUCUUCGUAACAGAGAAUCCUGGCAAAGCGGCUGUUAACGCAGUCCAGAGUGUGCUGUAGUCAUAAGGGACUAUAGCAGUAGGAAAUGUUCAUCAAAUCCAUCAGCCCGGGCCUGCUGCGUGGACCAAGCAAGUAUUAUCCCCAUUCCUUUUGCCCAGAUCGGGCGAGAGACCUUGUCUGCUUAAAGAGUGGGGCCUUGUUCAGUGUGAAACCUCAGCUACUAGAUCACGCUGUACCUGACCGUUCUCAGAUUGUGAAUAUUGAGACUUUAAAUCGGGUUGACAUAAUGUCUUCAUGUAUUUUUAGUGCCCUUUAUAUCUGUUUCAGUCAGAUAUCUGACAUGAACACUGCUUCGCUGGAUGUGUGUAUGUGAAUAAGUUCCUUAAAGUCACACGGAUACCCUCAUAGUCCUGCAAUUGCACAAAUCUGCCCAGCAGAAAACCUGGCACCUGUUCUGUGUCCCCGUUCUGUCCCCACGCUCAGAUUAAAGGUGGACAAAUUACACACCUUGCACAUCCUUUCUUAUGCACUUACUCACUUGUAGAUUUACUUUUCCCCGCACACUCUAUCUUGCACUUCUAAGGUCCAAACCACUGUAUCUUUAAUGUGUCUAAACAUGAAUUAAUGUAGCACUUCUUUUCUAGAGACUCUCCCACACACUAAUGAAACCUCACAUUCCACAAAAAGCUAAUUGAGCACAAGUUAUGGGAUUCCCCCCAAGUGCUAUUCAAUAAACUGAUAAACAUAGCUCUCCAGCCCAGUACAGUAACUGAUGGUUGUUAUAUUGCACAAACAACUCCAUGAAUUUUAUACACCUUUCACUAGAACGCAUGAAUGAGGCGAUUAGCAUUCCCCUUCUUUUACCUUGUGCUAACAGCUUGAUUCCUGGUUUCUCUGAAUGGAAAGUAUAGUGGGGCUGUACAGAGAUUAGUCGAAAAUUGGCAUUUCGACUGCAAUCCCCAUUUUUCCUCUGCAGGGUCUUAUAGGGUAAGCACAUAGUCUAAAAGGGUUUUUCUCUGAACUCCAACUUUUUGAGAAUUGAAUCCGAAUGGAAAUGCUGGGACUGUAGCGGAAUUGGAGUCAUUUUCCUAAUCCGAUAUUUUUGCCUCAUUUUUUUUCAAUUAGGAUUUAAUUAGCAAAAAAGGUUGGAGUUUAGUAAAUAAUCCUGAAAAUCUUUUUGGGAUUCUGAAUAUUCACCGCAGAAAACGCAGAUUAAGGGAUUUUAAAUGGGAGUAUUUUAUAAAUGUAUUUAUUUCCAUUUUUAUGCAUUGUCCAUAUAAUGAGUUUAAAAAGACGGGCCAACUCCAUUCUGGACUGUUCAUUUAUACAAAAUAAAACCACUGAGGGAAGAAUU
Pelobates fuscus (common spadefoot toad) is the source of this 4748-nucleotide messenger RNA. RefSeq names its product sorting nexin 19 (gene SNX19). The record is from RefSeq and is a predicted model, not a curated record. The coding region runs from base 610 to 3432 and encodes 940 amino acids. The transcript is spliced from 12 exons. Gene Ontology annotation, molecular function: phosphatidylinositol binding. Gene Ontology annotation, cellular component: intracellular membrane-bounded organelle. Lineage: Eukaryota; Metazoa; Chordata; Amphibia; Anura; Pelobatidae.